AUGUCGUCGUCACCCUCUGCUACCACCGUUGCUGCUGCUGCUGCUGCUGCUGCUGCUGCAGGCACCGGCACCGACGCCGGCGCCACCGAGCCGGUUACCACCGACCAGCCAGCCUCCCCGGCGCCUGGGAGUGCCACGCCGCCCUCCGAAAAUGUUGACCCCCUGGUGGCUCCAUAUGGUGUCGACCGUUUGGGGCGCCCCCGGCGGCGGCCUCCCAUCAUCACCUACGAGCAGAUGGCCAGCUACACGCCUGCCGAUCGGGAAGCCGCGCAUGCGCGCAGCAGCCUCCUGACGACCCUGAUGAAGCGCCAUGGCCGGUGUGCGGCUUGCCUAUGGCCGACACAGUGCAGUACCGAUGAGCCUGGGUCCUACCGGCCCCCCGGUUCGGACCCUUCGGUCCAGUGGACGGACCCCCUGACCAAGAUCCCGCUGUACCAGCCGUUCCCGCGGCCCGGCCUGCCGGAGCAGACUACCGGGCCGGUUCUUCGGGCCCCGGCCAAUGGGGCAUGCAAUUGCGCGUCCAUCGGCCCGGCCAUUUCGCAGCUGGGUGUUGGUCCGCAGGGCGACGGCAAGCACCGCAUCGCGUUGUACAUGCACUCCAAGGAGUGGUCGCGCUCCUCGAACACCGGCAAGAUCAUUGCCAACCUGUGCCCUGGGGCGCUUGUGGCCUGUCAUGCGGUUUCCCCUUCGGAGCGGCGCAUCUACCGUGCGACGAUGGCCGCCCUUCGGGCCGGUCGACAGCCGUUCAUCCUUUUCCCGACGCCGGAUUCCCAGCCACUGGAAGAUUUCCUUGCGGCGCACCCGGUCACGGCCCAGCCGCUGCCCCUGUCGGAUCCCACUGAGCUGGCCUUCGUGUCGGCAGGCUUCGACGAUGGUGGCGAGGCCGAUGAGGCCGGCGGCGUCCCCGGGGAGCCGGCCAUCAACCGCAUCCUCCGCGGCCUGGGGGAGUACCAGAGUUUCGAGCACUGUGCUGAUGCGGCCAUCCUGGAUCGUUGGUCAUGGCCGGAGGCCGACGUCCCAGUGCCGGUGACCGGCCCGGUUCGGGGCUAUUUCAUCAUCGUCAUUGACGGGACAUGGGGGCAGGCCAAGACCAUUCAACGCCAUCUGCCCCUGUGGAUCCCCCGAGUGCACAUCAGCCCGGACUCGCCGUCCCUCUUUGUCCUGCGCUCGCAAACGCAAAGUGACCGGAUUUCCACGAUCGAGGCCUUCGCAGCCAUGGCCCGCCAGUUGAUUAAUCAUCUGGAGUGCGAUCCGGCCACCGAGAGCGACAGCACGACGGCCGCGGCGGCCGGCGGCAUCCCCAAUACUCCCGGAGACCGAGUCAUGCGGCAUCUGCUGCGGACACUGACCAUCCACCAGGACACGGCGCUGGCUGGGCGCCUGACCGACAGGCACAUGUACGGUCCGAACAAGCCGGCCCGGCCGCCUAAGAAGCGCCCCUGCCCGUCGGAGGCCCAGGCAAAUGCCUCAGCUGCCAGCGACGAAGCUGCCCCCCUGGCGACGGUGCCUGAUGAGCCGGCCAUGUCUCUCGGCGAGGAGGCCGCCGGUGCCCCCGCGCGCAAGGUUCCCCACUGUGAGGAUGCCCCCUCGGGGACCACUCAGUGAGAGCGCAAGCCUCUGCUGGCAUGGCGGCUGAUGCCUACCAUGAUCGGCCAUCCUCCGUGCCCAUCAGUUUCUCCUCCCGUGCUUGUGUGUGUCUCCCUUUUCUCUGCCUCCUCGUCUCCAUUGGCAUGUCCGUGCGCCGAUGCGCGAAUAUGCCCUUCGCUAAUGUGCUCAAAAGGGCUUCUUCUCCACGGGACAUUCUCACAACUUCCCCCCUUCCAAAUAGAUCUCCCUUCCCC
This is a messenger RNA of Fonticula alba, 1841 nucleotides long. RefSeq lists its product as hypothetical. Bases 1 to 1605 code for a protein of 534 amino acids. The transcript is spliced from 5 exons. The record is from RefSeq and is a predicted model, not a curated record. Lineage: Eukaryota; Rotosphaerida; Fonticulaceae.